Orbicella faveolata is the source of this 602-nucleotide messenger RNA. RefSeq lists its product as uncharacterized. The record is from RefSeq and is a predicted model, not a curated record. NCBI's taxonomy places the organism in Eukaryota, Metazoa, Cnidaria, Anthozoa, Scleractinia, Merulinidae.
UAGGAACACAUCGAUAUUACCGGAAAUAAUGGAACCGAUACCAUUGUAAGGAUUGUUGCUUUGUCCUUACGAGAGCUCAUGAAAGUGUACAAUUGUGUUUAUUGUCGUCGUACCAUAAUAUAAGUUGUGUAUUCAGUAAUUUUGUUACGCUAGCUACAUUAAUUGAUGUUUUGUUUUCAGGACACUAUUUGACAAUCCUCUGCCGUUACUACCGGAAAAUAUAUUCGACGAAAUGCCAUCCAAUAUGACCUUGGCUGUUUCGUGCAAAAACUUCCAGAAGCUUCCUCCGGGGAUAUACACUACUUUUAUGGAAUGUGCUCCGUCGGCGUCUUUCCAUAUAACCCUGUACGAUGAAGAAUUUCGUUUCGUGGCUAAUCAUCUUAUUAAUUCAGGCUUCAUAUGUUCUAAAUGCGGGACGUCCAUACCCAAACCUCACUACAGCUGCAGCGUCUGUAGGUUUUGCAUGCCUGGUACCUAUAGCAACCGUUUUUCUUCUCGUUGGAAAUGUCCCGCAGGUAACUGUGAAGAGUUUUCUGAUAUAUUAAUUGCGUUCUAUGUCUGAAAAUGGCGCCAAAAACAUAAAAUUUUAGUAUGACAAAAGC